AUGGACGGCGAAUUGAAAGCCCUCAUUGCCGAUCGCGGUUCGAUUAAAGCAGCGCUAACUCGCUUUAGGAGUUUUUUCAAUCAAUCGGGUCACUCGGUGUCGGUAGGCGCGUUAAAAAAGAGAUUAGAAGCAAACACAGGCCUAUACGAUAGGUUCGAUACCGUGCAGACAAGAAUAGAACGCAUUAUCGAAGGUACGGACGCGGUUAGUGCACAAGAAGCCGAAUGGGAGCAUUUUGAGGAUGUAUAUUUCCAAUUAAUUAGUGAAGUCGAGUCAUACGUUGAAGGUGCGCAGCCCCCGCAGCGAGGCACGGUAGCAGGUAGCUCGGCAAUGGUAACGGGAUUAUCGCCCGCAUUUAGCAAUACCCCGAUUAGGGCAAAUCUGCCAGUUAUUCAAUUACCAUCUUUCGACGUCAAUUAUAAUGAUUGGAUUAGGUUUCGUGAUACCUUCUUGUCAUUGAUACACAAUAACGAACAAUUGGAAGACGUUCAAAAAUUCCACUACCUGCAAUCCUCGCUAAAGGGACCUGCGGCUCGUAUAGUACAAUCCAUCGGCAUCUCCAAAAGCAAUUACCGUACAGCAUGGGACGCUGUCAAGGCCAGGUAUGAAAAUUCAGCCGCGCUUAAACGUCACCACGUGCACGCGUUAUUAGAUUUACCGGCGAUACAAAAACAGUCGCCUAUCGCGAUCAGGGAAAUGUUAGAUGAUGCAAGCAAUCGCCUCCACGCGUUGAAAGUGUGGCGGUCGCCUAUCGCGAUCAGGGAAAUGUUAGAUGAUGCAAACAAUCACCUCCACGCGUUGAAAGCAUUAGGAUUGGGCAUAGAGACUUGGGACCCCUUGAUUGUUCCCAUUUUGUCCAGAAAGCUGGACCCAGUCAGCGUUAGGGAAUGGGAGCGGCGAAAUGCUCCCUCCACCACGGAAUCCCCAACACUUCGUCAAUUUACGGCAUUCUUGGAGGAACGGGCGCACUAUUUAGAAAAUAUUACGUCACUUUCACCGGUAGGGGCAGUAAAGCCCGAGCUAGUAACAGUCCCAGGUAGUCGGAGAUUACCGCGUGUAGCCGCUCACGUGGCUAGCGCGUGCGAGGCAUGCCCGGUGUGUCAGGCUGCGCACGCGAUAGCACAAUGCAGCAAAUUCAAAGACGCGUCGCUAGAAGGACGUGUAAAAAUCGUACAGGAUAUUCGGGCAUGUUACAACUGCCUCCAGACAGGUCAUAGAGUGCAAAAUUGCACCCGCAACCAUUGUAGGCUCUGCGGGAAGAAACAUCACUCUUUACUGCAUCGAGAGAAUAGCUAUAAGACCAAGGAGGCAGUUGGAACGUGUGAUGGCGAGUCACAAAAUACGGUGGCUUGCAUCGCCAAGGACGCCAGCAGCACUCCGAACCAAGUGGUAUUGUCUACCGCAGUAGUAUUUAUAGAGGACCGCGAGGGAAGGAAAAGAGAAUGCCGUGCUCUACUAGAUUUGGGAUCACAGGCCAACCUCAUCACAACAGAGUGUUGCGAUAGGCUGGGGCUGGACCGUUCACGGGCAAAUGCGCGAAUAGCGGGAAUAGCCGCAAUCAACAGCAAAGUUGAAGGAAAGGUCGAUAUAGAAAUCCAUUCGCGAAUAAGAGGCUUCGGUGCUCGCGUCGCAUGUUUAAUAAUGAGUAAUAUCACGGAAGAGCUACCGAACCUUCCUAGACAAAGAUCCGCGAUAUCAAUACCUCCUAAUAUCAAAUUGGCCGACACUCAGUUUCACAAGCGCGGAAAGAUCGACCUUCUUAUCGGAGCAGAACUCUUCUGGCGGUUACUAUGCGUCGGGCAACAUUCAGUAAAUCGCCAUCUGAUAUGGCAGAAAACGCAGCUAGGUUGGGUGCUAGGCGGAAGGCUCGAUUCGGGUAUUCGAAACGAAAGCCAGGUAGGCAAGUGCCACGUAGUUACGAACGGGCAAUUACAUGAGCAGCUAGAAAGGUUCUGGCAGGUAGAAGAGGGCAUCACAAACGGUGACGCGAUCGACGAAUGUGAAUCGCACUUUGUCGCGAACGUCAAACGUAACCCCGAUGGUCGCUACACGGUCAGAAUACCAUUCAAUGAAUGCCAAUCAAGGCUUUAG
Messenger RNA from Habropoda laboriosa, 2091 nucleotides. RefSeq lists its product as uncharacterized. NCBI's taxonomy places the organism in Eukaryota, Metazoa, Arthropoda, Insecta, Hymenoptera, Apidae. Gene Ontology annotation, molecular function: zinc ion binding; nucleic acid binding. The coding region runs from base 1 to 2091 and encodes 696 amino acids. The record is from RefSeq and is a predicted model, not a curated record. The transcript has 2 exons.